CCGAUGGCUGUCCCUCCGGCGCCCAGGCCUCAGCGAUGGGGCCGUGGCUCCUGGUUCUACUCCUCUCCACGGCGUUGGUGCCAGCCUGCAGGGUUCAGCCAGUGUUGAUUCAGCCGGCCUCCAUAUUAGUGUUGCUGGGACAAACGGUGAACCUCUCGUGCGCCCUGAACCCGGGGUACAACAUCAGCGACUACGGGGUCUCCUGGUACCAGCAGCGAGCCGGCCGCCCUCCGAAGUUCUUACUCUACUACAACUCGGAGACGGACCAGCACAAACCCGCCGGCACCCCCGCCCGGUUCUCCGCCACCAAAGAACCCGCCCUCAACGCCUGCGUCCUGACCAUCGCUGCGUUCGAAGCCGAAGACGCCGCCGACUAUUACUGUUCCAUCAUGCUGUGACACGGCGUUCACCGUUCUCGAACAGGCUGAGGAGGAGGAAGCUGCAUCCCUGGAAACAAAUGCGCAAAAUAACUUUUGAACGGGAAACCUGCGGAACUCCUUGCUGCAGGAUGUUGUGAAGAGCAGGGCUCAGAAAAGAACUAGA
Molecule: messenger RNA, 543 nt
Organism: Pelodiscus sinensis (Chinese soft-shelled turtle)
Lineage: Eukaryota; Metazoa; Chordata; Testudines; Trionychidae
Gene: VPREB3
Product: V-set pre-B cell surrogate light chain 3
Source: RefSeq, a predicted model, not a curated record